CUUGUGAGCUGUUCCGCGGUACUGAUUAACGAUUACCACUGGCACCCUCCCACUAGACUAACACUGCCACACCUAGGUACCUACGUUCGUUGACAUACGAGGGUUAACUUCAAGGCUAAUACAAGGAGACUUGAGAACCGACCAUAGCCAGCCCUGAGCGGAGCUUCCAUGCCUGCUGCCGCCAACACUGGUAUCGCUCCACUUCUUUUUGGUCUGUCUUCUGCCAACUAUCAUAAUGUCUCAUCAUCAAGUUGUUGAACUUGAUGAUGAGGACGACGACUUUGACAUUCUGGAAGAGAUAGUCCGAAAGAGGGCCUCCAAUGUAGAGAUGACUUCCAUCAACAAGAAAACCAACCGGCAACCAGAGAAGAGUGACAGUCAUACAAUGUCUACGUGGCAAGAUGUUACCCAGAUGAGACCGGCAAUGGGAGUACCAGUAUUCCCAGCAACACUACGAGAAGAGCGCUCUCCUUUUCCAGUAACACCAGAUAUGGAAUUCACAGGUCCUGGCGCCUUUGCCGUGAACGGAAUUUCAGCCAAUCGGGAUGACAUAAUUGAAGAGGCUGUGGAUCAAGAACCCGUUGAUGCUCUGGCGACAGCAACACAAAUUCCAGAACAUGAAAAUAUUGAGGAUUCCAGCCUCUUGGAGAAUACUGGUACAGACACAACAGUUCCCAACCAUAGAUCCAUGAAAUACUGGAGGCAAAGGUUGCUUUUUGUCCUUUCAUUGGAAGCCAAUGUUGUUUUACUCUCAGUUGUUGUGACACUGCUUGUAAUUAUGGCAGUUUCGCUCAGAGGACACGACAACAGUGACACAAGUCAAUCAACAGACACCAAAGUUCCUUCAAAAUUUCCAGGAUUGGCAGCAAUGCCAACAAUGGAACCACCAAAUUUCCUGGAUUCACUCCAUUUACCUGAUUACACACUGGAAGCUUUGGAAAACCCCAGGAGUCCUCAGUCCAAAGCAUAUGAAUGGCUGAUCAGCAACAUCAACAAUAAAACUUCUACCCUAAACAAUCUACCAAAAUGGAGACUAAAGCAGAGGUUUUCUUUGGCCACAUUCUACUACUCUACAAGAGGGGGCUUUUGGGUGAAGAAUGGUGGAUGGUUGGAGUGGGAGACUAAUGAAUGUGACUGGGAACAACUCUACAGGCACCAAGAGAGCUCUCCAGAAGUGAACUGCAAUGAGAUGGGAGAAAUCAAGGCACUGGUCUUUUGCAUCGCCAAUAACAUGGAUGGAACUAUUCCACCUGAGAUAUCUUUUCUUGGCAAGAGCUUGCAGCUUUUGUAUCUAUGUCGGCAACAGCAACUCAGGGGAUCUAUACCAACAGCCCUUGGAGAGCUGACACAAUUAAAUGAGUUGGCAUUGACAGCAACAGGCAUUUCUGGCACAAUUCCGAGAGAGCUCGGUCUUAUGACGAAUCUUGGGCAACUCAAACUCAUUCAAAACAAUUUAUUGGGGUCUAUUCCGUCUGAGCUUGGCAAAUUGUACAACAUGACAAUUUUCAGAUUGUCCGAGGCAGAGCUAACAGGGUCCAUCCCUACCGAAUUCUACCAGUGGCACAAGCUAGAAAUCCUAGGCGUGAUGGAAUGUCCCAAACUGAACACAGAGUUGGUUCUUUCGGAAAUUGCUGAGAGUAUUCAACAAGUGCAAUCCAUUAUGCUCAUCCAAAGAGCACACGGGGACAAGAUGGCAAUUCCAUCUCAUCUUGACAAAUUGACCAAACUAUCUGAUCUGGCUUUGAACGAUUGGAAUAUCUCGGGCACAAUACCAAGCAACUUUGGGGAUCUGACAGAGUUGAUUUUGCUGGACCUGGAAAAUAAUUCCAUAUCUGGGACUUUUCCACAGGUGUUGUUCAAGUUGACCAAUAUGGUUCAUUUAAAUCUUGGUUCCAACAGGCUGGAGGGCAAGCUCCCAUUGAAGAUCUUUGCACAGCUCACACAUUUGCGACACUUGUCCCUUGGGGACAAUCAGUUCUCCGGCACAAUCCCAACCGAAGUUGGCCUACUGUCAAGCCUGAUGAAGCUGGAUAUACAGAACACUGAGCUUUCUGGCACACUUCCUACAGAACUGCUUCAGUUGGAAAACUUGACAAGCUUUGUAGUUACAAACACAUCCUUACGGGGUAGCAUUCCUGAAUCCCUGUGUGACAGAAUGCACCAGCAAAUAUCUGGGUAUUUUGGUGGAGGGAAGUUUCAUCAAAAGAUUGAAGGUCCAAUAUGCCAGGGAACUUUGCUCUGUGGAUGUGACUGUGAUCCGUGUCCUGUAGACUAGCCAUAGCUAUCUAGCUAGCUAUAGCUAGACUAGCUAGACUAAUUCUUCUUUUUAAAAUUGUGGGAAAGCC
Molecule: messenger RNA, 2345 nt
Organism: Seminavis robusta
Lineage: Eukaryota; Bacillariophyta; Bacillariophyceae; Naviculales; Naviculaceae
Source: the annotation of a GenBank genome assembly